Molecule: messenger RNA, 1644 nt
Organism: Pichia kudriavzevii
Lineage: Eukaryota; Fungi; Ascomycota; Pichiomycetes; Pichiales; Pichiaceae
Exons: 1
Coding region: 1-1644 (547 amino acids)
Biological process (GO): regulation of DNA-templated transcription
Molecular function (GO): DNA binding
Source: RefSeq, a predicted model, not a curated record
AUGAUGUAUGAAAAUAGCAUGAACAUUUCACAGGAUCCUCAACCGAACACGCAGAUGAUUCCCGUUGACCCGUUACCCACAGCUAAACAGGAAGCGAGAUUUAUUGAUAAUAAUAAAAUUCUUAAGAAUGAGCAUCAGUUCACAUACCAAAAUAUCCAUGGUCUAGGGAAUCAGGGUAUCAAACAGCUUGAACGGAUUAAAAUGUCCUUUGAGUCAGACCUGCUAGACGAAAUCAAGUAUGUUUUGAAUUUAUUGAUUGUUUUGUCUAACAAUAGCCCAUCCAAGAUUAACCUAAAGCAAGACUAUUCUUUCCUUGUUGACUAUUUACUCAAGUAUCUAGAAAAUCCGCAAAUUGAGAUCGAUGUUAAAAUUGAUUGUUUUCUAAUCAUUAGAAACAUUAUUCAGGAUAUUGAGAACUGUCAAACUUUAAGCUUAAACGAAAAACUAAGAGAAAUUAUUCUUUCAUUUUUGGACAUUUACGAAGACUCCGUCAACCACUUGAGUUUUUUCGAAAAUGACCAAUACAAAGAACUAAUCAAGUAUGCAUUGGAUAUAAUUGAGAAUAUAUCUUCGUACUUGAGCCCUAUUAAGUCCGACGAUUUAAUUUUCAAUAGGUUGAUCCGAAUCUUCAAAUUAAAUAACGACAAAAACACCUCAAUUACUAUCCUGAGAUCCAUCAGUAGGUAUCUCUAUGGAUCGUCUGCCACAACUAAUGAUGCAAGCACUCUUAUUGAUGAUGAUUUUCUGAACAAGACGUUGGGUUUCUUAAUUUUGGCAAACAACAGCAACACCAUAGAUGAUGAAGUUAUCCUAACUUCCCUAGAUUUUUUAAUCCAAUACUUAUCCAUUAAAGAAGAUAAUCUAGUAAAACUUGUACAAGGAGACGUCAAUAGAAAACUGAUCAUUGAAAAGCUCUUGCCGUUUCUGAUGAUUUACAAGCAAAAUUAUAAAACAGAAUUCAAUACCCAAAAUUUGAACUACCUUAGGUUGUAUCAAAGAGUUCUUAAAACCGGUGAUUUCAAUACAGUGAUUCCAACAAUGGGUACGGACGAUGAGAUUUUCAGAGAUUUGAAUAGUCUGAAAGAGCCACAAAGGGCCACUGCUUGGUUAAGAUGUUGUUUCAAACCUAAUAAAUACAGCAACAUAACACAAAUAGAACUUUGGAGAGCCUAUGAAUCGCAGUUUGAAAAGAAAAACUUAUUACCGGCUGUUGAGUUUAUCAAAAACGUACAGUUUGCCUUCCCUCAAAGUAAAGCCAAAGUAAUUCAAUUACCUAACGAUGGAGGAAGGAAGUUCAUUAUAGAUGGGAUUGAACCGAGAUUACAGGUUGUAAACUUAGAAAAAGGGAAGAAUGAUGCGCUUGUUAAUUACAAUGAUGAGCUCACAAAUAAUCCAUCAAAGUAUUAUAAGAAAGACUUGAAGCAGGCAGAACAGGUGGAAAUUGAAAGGUUCAAUUACGGUUUCAAUGACUAUUUGAAACUAAACGAAAUAAACAAGAGCACCUGCUUACUGGUGAAGGAGUUUCUGAAGUAUCCCCUGGGUGUUCAAAUGCUGAAGCCAUACAAGUUUGAAUUCAUUCAAAAUUGUAUCUAUGUUCCAGACUUGCUCAAUUACAUAUACGAUGAUAUUAUCAGUUUUCUCUAG